Molecule: messenger RNA, 2144 nt
Organism: Alnus glutinosa
Lineage: Eukaryota; Viridiplantae; Streptophyta; Magnoliopsida; Fagales; Betulaceae
Product: zinc finger CCCH domain-containing protein 12
Exons: 2
Coding region: 632-1750 (372 amino acids)
Molecular function (GO): mRNA binding; metal ion binding
Source: RefSeq, a predicted model, not a curated record
AAAGACAAGAAAAUGAGAACACAGUAAAAAUAAAUGGCCCCCAAGUCCACGGAUAAACCUCUAUCAACUUCAUCCAUGAAUAUGAUCAUCAUUGAUGAUGUGUGAAGCUUGGGAAAAUUUUUCUUUCCUUCUUUUUGGGGCACUCUCUUUAAUUUCUCGGUUCUCACUUCCUCAACCAAAUCUAUUAUCUAAAUCUCAAGUCUUUCUCUCCUAUUUAUUAAGCUCACCAUCCAUGUUUCCACUAGUACAUUCCUAAAUAUUUUCCCUCAUAGGCGCCUGAUUUUUUUUUCUCUUCCUAUCAGGAAGCUGUAGAUCUAAUCCCACUUCCAAUUUGGUAACUCUCUCUUUAUUGUUGCUGUUUGAAAGAGUUUCGUUACCUUUUUUCCUUUUCUCUCUGACAAAUCUUAUACCUAAAAAAGAUCUUUGUAAUUUAGUGGUAGAUGUGUUGUUAAAUAGCGAAGACCCAUUUCUCAAAUCAUUGAAAUUCAGCCACUUUACCGUCAAUUUCACUCAAAUUUUGGCAAUUCGCUUUGUGGGUUGUCAUCUAUCCAUCUCGAUGCGCCAUUUCUAACUCCUAUCAGCACCUUAGGGUUUCAAAAAUAGGAAAAAUCCGUAGCAUUCUCUUUUGCCAAUGGAUUUCUCCGGCGGCAACGUGGUGCAAGUAAUCACUGGAAGUGGCCCGGAAAGCUGGUCCGGUGGCGACCACGCGAUGUGGGCCACGGAGGACGAUUACCGAGCGUGGAGCAACAACAGCAAUGGAGACGACACGCCGUCGACGAACUCCAACUACGACCAGAGGCAGUCCCAGAGUCGCUCCGGAAGCGAGCCACCCAGCAAGAAGUCUAGGAAUUCCCAAGAUGUGACGUCGUCGAAUCGGUCCAAAGCCAUCGGAAAAAUGUUCUUCAAGACCAAGCUUUGUUGCAAGUUCCGUGCAGGGACUUGCCCGUACAUAACAAACUGUAACUUCGCUCACAGCAUUGAAGAGCUCCGCCGGCCGCCUCCGAACUGGCAGGAGAUCGUGGCGGCGCACGAGGAGGAGAGGACGGUGCUGGAGCCGAGGGAGGAGUAUCAGAUUCCGUCGUUGGGGUCUUCGGGUUAUGUGGGGGAGACCCAGAGGUCGUACAAGGGAAGGCAUUGCAAGAAGUUCUACACGGAGGAGGGGUGUCCCUAUGGCGACAAUUGCACAUUUCUUCACGACGAGCAGUCCAAGAAUAGGGAGAGUGUGGCGAUCAGCUUGGGCCCUGGUGGGUACGGUGGUGGCGGUGGUGGUGGUGGUGGCGGUGGUGGUAGUGGCGGCGGUGGUGGCAGUGGCGGUGGGGGUGGGGGUGGGGGCGGGGGUGCCGGGGGGAGUGCGGGUGGGGGGCAGAAUAUGAAGCCGUCCAAUUGGAAAACCAGGAUUUGCAACAAGUGGGAGUUGACAGGGUAUUGCCCUUUUGGGAGCAAAUGCCAUUUUGCUCAUGGUGCAGCAGAAUUACACCGAUAUGGUGGUGGGCUUAUGGAGGGCGAUACUAGAGAUUCUUCUUCUGCUCCUCCUGACUCGAAGCUGGGAGGAGUACCUUCAAGAAGUCCGGCAGAUACUCUGGUAGCACCAGUCACUUCAGUUCCUCAUUCUGAUCUUUAUCAUAUUGGAGUUCCAUCGCAACGGUCAUCUAUUGUAAUUCAAAAGCCAGGGCAGAGAACUCAUCAGAAAUGGAAGGGUCCGGACAAAAUCAGUAGGAUAUAUGGUGACUGGAUUGAUGACAUUGAAUAGAAAUUUGAAUUCCUUGACUGCAAAUCUUGAAGAUGGUCAGUAAGAAAUCAAUCUUGAUCAUGGAGUACUUUAAUCUCCCUAGGGAGGACACGAUGACAUGAUGGCAACGUGUAGCUUCAGCUUUUGGGUUAAAGAACUUAUGUACCUUUGCUUCAAGUUUCAGUAGAAGCCUCGUUUUUGGGAGUCUCAGCCCCAUCAUUUCAUUUUUCAGGUUUGGAAAUUUGAAGCUUGUGUUACUUCUGUAGUAGUUUUUUUUUUUUUUUUCGUUACCUUAUAUAAAUACUAGAUGACCCUUUUCAUCCUAAGAAAUGACAGUAAUCUUUGUACCGCUUUGUUACAUUUACAAGUUGAGUUCUUAGCCUCGGUUAUAUAACUUAUAUCCCCUCUUUGUCUU